Molecule: messenger RNA, 594 nt
Organism: Trichomonas vaginalis G3
Lineage: Eukaryota; Parabasalia; Trichomonadida; Trichomonadidae
Product: spectrin binding
Exons: 1
Coding region: 1-594 (197 amino acids)
Source: RefSeq, a predicted model, not a curated record
AUGGUAAUAAAGAAUAAUUUGAAUACAAUGAAAAUUUUUCAUAUUUUUUUAAUAUCUUCAACAGAAGGCGCGCUCAGUAAAUUCUCCGAGCUCAUGCUCUUGUACAAAGAUAGAGGCGAAGUCUUUGAAGCCUUGGGCCAUCUCAAUACAUGCAAUAAAGAAGAAAUUAACAAAAUCUUUCAGCAGAUCAAAAAAGUUUUGAUUGAUUCUAAUGAAAAUUCAGUCAAUGAUAUCCUAGUCCUUAUCUCUAAGUUUGCUAUCUUCAAUAAUCGUUAUUUCAGAUCAUAUUGGGAACUUUUCAAACUCAUCUUCGAAGAAUACCGUCCAAAAUAUGAAGGCAUACAUCCUCUUUUUUAUUAUCUGAUUUACAAAGAAUACGGAAUAGGUUUUGAAGAGAAAUGUGGAAUUCGAUUCAGCGAUUUAGAAUCUCAACACGUUUCAUUGAACACUCUUGAAGAAAAUACCAUUUCCAAAGCUAUUAUGGAUGAUAAUGUUCAAUCAUUUAUAAACUUCACGAAAGUCGAUGGAUUUAAUGAAAACCAGAAAUUCAAAGUGUAUUUUAUCCAGACUCAUAUGAUGGCUAUUCAUUAUUAG